UCCUCCUCCUCCUCCCAUUGCUUCCCUCGGAACCUCUCGCGAUUGGCUGUUAGCGACAUCCCCAAGAGUCAUUUGACAGACAGCUUGAUCUACCUAACCCUGGGAGACAAGACCCCCCCCCUUUUUUUUUUUCAUUCAGCAUUCAGCAGAAUUGCUUUUGAUUGAGGGAGGGGGAGUGUAUCAUCUCUGCCAGGCUUCCGCCAACAAAUGCUGAAGGGUUGCUGCUGUCUUACCUGCAGUUGCACAGGAGAGCAGGUGGGAUUGUAUUCACAGCCGAUGGGGGAGUGCAGGGGACCUGAGGAGAGAAGCCACCUCACCAGGAGGAACAGCAGAAGAAUGAAAGGGAAAUAACCAGGGCAUCUCACAGCCUCAGGAGGGAGAAGGAGAGCAUUCCAGUCCUGCAGUAAAGACCCUGUAUUUCACAGACCACACAACUCACUUCUACCCUUUACUAAAAGAGGAAGAAACCAGGAGAUGGAAAAUCAUUCCAAGGACUGAAGGCAUUAUCCUUGCUAUAUGAAAUGGCGCAGGUUGCUGGUUGUUGUUUUUAAGGAGCUUCCAGAAUACAAGAGCAACACUCCAUGACCUCCCUUUCAACAGAUCCAGUGGGCUGAACAUUUCUGCCAUGGACAAUUUCAACUUCACCACUACACUGAGUUCUUGGGAAGAGAACACAACAAUAUCUGUUUCUAAGAACAUUUCUCUAGCUACCACCCUCGGUGUGGAUGUCAGUGGUGUCCUUAUUCCUAUAGUAUACCUCAUUGUCUGUGUAGUAGGACUAGCUGGGAAUUCCUUGGUCAUCUAUGUGGUUUUGUGCCACUCAGUCAGUGAAUCUGUAACCAACGUCUACAUCUUCAACUUGGCACUGGCAGAUGAACUCUUUAUGCUUGGCCUUCCCUUCUUGGCUGCUCAAAAUGCAUUGUCUUAUUGGCCCUUUGGUUCAUUUAUGUGCCGGCUGGUCAUGGCUGUGGAUGCCACCAACCAAUUCACUAGUAUUUUUUGCCUGACUGUGAUGAGUGUUGACCGCUACUUGGCUGUGGUUCACCCUGUGAAAUCUUCAAAAUGGAGGACAGCACGAGUGGCCAAGGCAGUCAGUGCCACUGUCUGGGUACUCUCUUCAAUAGUUGUGCUGCCAGUAUUGGUGUUUUCAGAAGUCCCUCAGGGUAUGAACACAUGUCACAUUAAGUGGCCUGAGCCUGCAGCUGUAUGGCAAACUGGAUUCAUUAUCUACACAGCUACACUUGGCUUCUUUGGACCACUGCUGGUCAUUUGCCUAUGCUAUCUCCUUAUUGUUAUCAAGGUUCGAUCUUCAGGCAGGAAGGUACGAGCAGUGACAGCCAAGCGCAAGCUAUCUGAGCAGCGGGUCACACACAUGGUGGUAGCUGUAGUGGCUGUUUUUGUGCUCUGCUGGCUGCCUUUCUAUGUGCUCAAUAUCAUCAAUGUUAUAUGGACUUUGCCAGAGGAACCUUCUCUUUUUGGUAUCUACUUCCUUGUUGUAGUGCUGCCCUAUGCCAACAGCUGUGCUAAUCCCAUCAUCUAUGGCUUCCUCUCCUAUCGCUUCAAGCAGGGUUUCCGUAGGGCCCUCUUGAGGCCAUCCCGUCGAGUGCAGAGCCAAGAUGUAGCAGCAACUGCAGCAGGUAAGAUGGAAGAAGAGGAGGAGGAGGAGGAGGAAGAAGAAGAAAUGGAGGCAGAAACAAGCGAGAUCUGUAAGAUUGCCCAGAAUGGUAAUGGCAGACAAGAGUGUCGUUCCAUCAGUGGGUCUGGAAGAGGAAGUGAACAGAAGCAACUUCCUGAGGAACCUGUCAGCUGUGAGAAGCCCAGCAUCAUGAGCAUUAGCUACUUAUAAUGACUAGGAACUUUAUUCUCUUUGAAAUUCUCUGGCUAUGAAUCACACAGAGUAACAAGUAAAGGGAUUGCCCAUAAAUUAAGCUGUGUCUAAAGGGUUUAAGGAAGCCUGGAAGCAAUGUGGGUUGAUAAAUACCCAGCUCUGUUCUCCAAAGAAAGGUUCAAUAAUGAUUUCCACUGGCCACACCAGAAUCACAACUACUGCUGGGUAGGAGCAAAAGCUUUUGGAUUUGAUUUUAAAAAGGGACCUUCCCCGGCUGAACUGAGUUACUCUUCUAUAUACUUAUCUGCCUUUGACAGACAUUACUCUUCAAUGUAUACAUGUCAGCAUUUUAUAGUAAAAGGGGGUCAUUUAUUUAUUAUGGCUUUGUCGCCACACUAAGAAUCUGUCUCCUUGACUGUUUCUGAAGUUCAAUUUAUGAAUAAUUUAGCCACAUUUACACAAACAAGCAAAGCAAAAUAUCUUAAUACAGCCUUCCCCAAGCCAACACCCUGCUUAUGAGUAUGACUACAAUACCUGAAUUCACCAGGCAAUGAAAUCAGAAAGCAUGAGAUUUGGGGUGUAACACAUGGGAAUCUAGGAGGGAUAUAGGGUGCUCUUAUGUUCUUUUGGAAGACUGCCUAUCAAAAUACGGUUGGUUACUGUGUGCCAAAACGCUGAACUAGAAAGGUCUUCAGGCUGAUCCAGCUGAUAGAAAGGAUCAAGUUGAGGAAGGCUGCCUUAAGAGAAUUUUAAUGACACCAUGACUUUAAUUUUAUUUCUUAAGCAGGAUAGAUGUGGGGGUUUCUCUCCCCUAUAAAACUCUUAAAUUCAUUAAUUGAAUCCAAAAUAUUGGUAGUUGUCUGAGAGGAAAGAGAAAGGCAGAAGUAAAGUUCCUGGGUCUUUUAGGCCACAGUUCAUAGAACCCUGAUUCUGAGAGCUACAGUUCACAAAAGUAACUUUGCCAAACCUAGAAGACUAAGGAGUGAGGAAAGAGGAUCUUUCUGACUGCAUGCUUAGUGCAGGAAUACGUUGUGGAUGGAAGAACUGAUGUCAGUGCAGAAAUCUUUUAACACAAUGACAGUUGGUGCCUUGCCUGUGAGGUGAUGCAUCCAAAUUUAAAUCCAAGUUUUAAAGGAUCUUUCCAAGGCCUAUCUACACUGCCACAUAACACAGUUUGAAACUACAUUAUAUGCCAGUGUAGAUGGUGCCUGAAUUAUUAAACAUUAAUCUGAAAUAAAUUCAGUACCUUGGAUAGCUCUUUUAAACCUUCCUAAAUUCUUGGUGAAUUCAUCACUGUGCUGACAUGAAAGCCAUCGGCCACUAUUGUUUCCAUGUACAAAUCUACCCCUGUCUGUCACCAAACUUUCUUGAUUUUAAUGUCCUAAUUUAGGAGGAGGAGAAGAAAAGUUUCUCAUGUUUAUUGUUAAACUAUUGGGAAUCAGAAAUCCUUCUUGAUUUAUCACAAAUCACCCAGAGAUCUACCAAAAGAUCUUUAUUUACCAUUUUCCAAGCACAUCUUAGAGUCCACAUGAAGGGAGGGAAUUAUGGUUGGUUCCAUCUUCACUCAGCACUCCACCCUGCUGUGGGAGUAUAAUAAUGCAAACCUUCAACAUCAGCAUGUUGUAAGGAUGGCUGACUACAGAGGUGUGUGGGUACAGUUUGCCAAAUUCCAGUUGCCUUCAUAUAUGUUGGUCUGGAACUGCCAUCACCCUUAGCACACAUAACCAUGUUAUUUGGGGAUGAUUGUCAUUUUUGUUCAAUAUAUCUAGAUGGCAUCUCACAGUGAUCUAAAGCAAUGCAGAUCAAUCUAUCUGACUGGCAGGGUUGUUUUUUUCCCCUCCCAGGGUCCAUUUGUUUCUUUCCUGGAAGCUUAUCAAGGACUCACUAUUAAUGGCUGGACAGCUGGGAUCAGUCCAUCAACCACCACUUUUGUAGCACUGCUCUAUACUGCUGUCUCAUGCUAAAUACUGUAAUGAUCCUCCUUGCAGCUUUACAACAUAUGGAAUAUGUUUAAGAGGGGUUCUUUAAAUAUAACUUUCCUUUCAACAGCUUAUGGUUGCUGUACCCAUGUGGUAAGCAGUGAACAAGGCAGGAAGAGACACCUUGCCAUAUGUACUACCUAGCAUUUCAGAAGAGAGACCAGUUCUUCGG
This is a messenger RNA of Anolis sagrei ordinatus, 3979 nucleotides long. It is a transcript of the gene SSTR3, whose product is annotated as somatostatin receptor 3. The record is from RefSeq and is a predicted model, not a curated record. Gene Ontology annotation, biological process: neuropeptide signaling pathway. Gene Ontology annotation, molecular function: neuropeptide binding; somatostatin receptor activity. NCBI's taxonomy places the organism in Eukaryota, Metazoa, Chordata, Lepidosauria, Squamata, Anolidae. Gene Ontology annotation, cellular component: neuron projection; plasma membrane.